Chrysochloris asiatica (Cape golden mole) is the source of this 1398-nucleotide messenger RNA. It is a transcript of the gene ADK, whose product is annotated as adenosine kinase. The coding region runs from base 111 to 1148 and encodes 345 amino acids. Gene Ontology annotation, molecular function: adenosine kinase activity. NCBI's taxonomy places the organism in Eukaryota, Metazoa, Chordata, Mammalia, Afrosoricida, Chrysochloridae. Gene Ontology annotation, cellular component: nucleus; cytosol. The record is from RefSeq and is a predicted model, not a curated record. Gene Ontology annotation, biological process: purine ribonucleoside salvage. The transcript is spliced from 11 exons.
AGUUGCGGAGUGUUUGAGCAGAGGAGCAGUUGCCGUGGUACCUGCUGCUGCCACUGCAGACGCGGAGCAUCAAACGCGGGCGCUGUUGCGUGAGUCAGGAAGGUGAAAUCAUGACGUCCGUCAGUGAGAAUGUUCUAUUUGGACUGGGAAAUCCUCUUCUUGACAUUUCUGCUGUGGUCGAUAAGGAUUUCCUUGAUAGAUAUUCCCUGAAACCAAAUGACCAAAUUUUGGCUGAAGACAAACACAAGGAACUGUUUGAUGAACUUAUAAAAAAAUUCAAAGUUGAUUAUCAUGCUGGUGGCUCUACCCAGAAUUCAAUCAAAGUGGCUCAGUGGAUGAUUCAGAAGCCACAUAAAGCAGCCACAUUUUUUGGAUGCAUUGGUGUAGAUAAAUUCGGGGAGAUCCUGAAGAGAAAAGCUGCUGAAGCCCAUAUAGAUGCUCAUUACUAUGAGCAGAAUGAACAGCCAACAGGGACUUGUGCCGCCUGCAUCACUGGUGACAACAGGUCCCUUAUAGCUAAUCUUGCUGCUGCCAACUGUUAUAAAAAGGAAAAACAUCUUGAUCUGGAAAAAAACUGGGUGUUGGUAGAAAAAGCAAGAGUUUGUUAUAUAGCAGGCUUUUUUCUUACGGUUUCCCCAGAAUCAAUAUUAAAAGUGGCACGCCAUGCUUCUGAAAACAACAAAAUUUUCAUUUUGAAUCUGUCUGCACCAUUUAUUAGCCAGUUCUACAAGGAGCCAUUGAUGAAAGUCCUGCCUUAUAUUGACAUCAUUUUUGGAAAUGAGACGGAAGCUGCCACUUUUGCUAGAGAGCAAGGCUUUGAGACUGAAGACAUUAAAGAGAUAGCCAGAAAGACACAAGCCCUGCCAAAGGUGAAUUCAAAGAGACCGCGGAUCGUGAUAUUUACCCAAGGAAGAGAGGACACAAUAAUGGCUACAGAAAGUGACAUCACUUCCUUUGCUGUCUUGGAUCAAGACCAAAAGGAAAUUGUUGACACCAAUGGAGCUGGAGAUGCAUUUGUUGGAGGUUUUCUCUCUCAACUGGUCUAUGACAAGCCACUCACUGAAUGCAUCCGCGCUGGUCACUAUGCCGCGAGCGUCAUCAUUAGACGAGCUGGCUGCACCUUCCCAGAAAAGCCCGACUUCCACUGAGGAAGGAGCAGAGAACUCAGGCCCUGAAGGACAGACACUGCCUUGAUCGCUUCCUAUAAUUCCCGUAAUAAUAAAGAAAACUUGUCUGCUAUCUUUUCCUACUCUAAUGAUAGUCAUUUGUAAUUUAGAGGGUACAGCAAUGCUCAGUAGAAUCUUUAUUCUUGCAAUAACCUACAAAACUGAUGUUUAUUUCCAUAGUUUGAUAGUGCCACUUAAAUGUCAAUUAAAUAGUAAUCUAAAAUUACAAUAG